AUUAGAGUAAAACUAGUAAAAAAAAACACAUACCUAUGUCCAAGGGCACCCUAUACAUUUUUACCUUUAAAACCAUAUUCCUCCUCCAAUGAACAAUCAUAUUACAAUAGCACAAAAACAAAAAAACAAGACAUGGAUGACUCAUUCCUCCUCCAAAUUUUCAUGGCUUUUCUUCUCAUGAUCAAGAUUGCCAGUUGCCAGCAGAGCGAUUUCGUGGACAAGCGUUGCAAUCCUACAUCGAACUACACCAAAAAUGACGCCUUCUCAAAGAAUCUGAAUAGUCUUUUGAACACCAUGUUUGACCAGACCCCCAAACAAGAAGGGUUCUCGAAAGGCUCUGUUGGCUCGGUCUACGGGCUUUCCCUCUGCCGAGGAGAUGUCUCGUCCGACUAUUGUGACUUCUGCCUCUACGACGCCCGAUGCAAGAUCACCCAACGCUGCUAUAACCGAACCGCCAUCGUUUGGUACGACUACUGCAUGAUGAAAUACUCGGACCACAAAUUCUUCGGAAAAAUCGACAACGAGAAUACGGCGUUGUGGUACAACGUGGACAACGCGACCGACCCCAUCGGAUUCAAUAAGACGGUUCGGGAGUUGCUUGGCAACCUUUCCACAAAAGCUGUAAAGAAGAGUACACUAUACGCUAAGGGGCAGAAGUUCACGACUGGGGAGAAUGCAACUGUAUACGCCAUGGUCCAAUGCACCUUGGACCUCUCUACAAAAUCGUGCAAGAAAUGCCUAGUCGAGGCCAUACAUGAGCUCCCGGGUUUUACGGCCGAAACCUCCACCGUGGGGUCGAGGUACAUUGGUGGGAGUUGCAUGGCGCGGUUCGAAAUUUACAAAUUCCUCGAGGAUUAGCUGGAAAUUGACCGGAAAAUAUAAUCGGACGUUUUGGAUUUGAGUUCUAUGAAUGGGAGGAUAAUAUUAACAUAUGUGUUGUACUUUUAAUUAUGACUUUUGUCAACCUUUGAUUAAGGACAUGUACUCUCCUUUGAAUAUCCAUGAAAUAUUAGUGAAUUAUAUUGGUUAAAACGUGGACAAUUAAUGUUAAGGAGCAACUAAGGAUAAUAGUAUUGGACAGUAAAUUGAAGCGUUGUAAGAGUUUCUAAGCAAACAUUUCGAAAAAUACAAACAAUGUUGACCACUUUUUAAUAUGAUAAACGAAUAUAAAAA
Striga asiatica is the source of this 1173-nucleotide messenger RNA. The record is from the annotation of a GenBank genome assembly. NCBI's taxonomy places the organism in Eukaryota, Viridiplantae, Streptophyta, Magnoliopsida, Lamiales, Orobanchaceae.